Diorhabda carinulata is the source of this 996-nucleotide messenger RNA. It is a transcript of the gene RpS21, whose product is annotated as 40S ribosomal protein S21. Gene Ontology annotation, biological process: endonucleolytic cleavage to generate mature 3'-end of SSU-rRNA from (SSU-rRNA, 5.8S rRNA, LSU-rRNA); endonucleolytic cleavage in ITS1 to separate SSU-rRNA from 5.8S rRNA and LSU-rRNA from tricistronic rRNA transcript (SSU-rRNA, 5.8S rRNA, LSU-rRNA); translation. The record is from RefSeq and is a predicted model, not a curated record. NCBI's taxonomy places the organism in Eukaryota, Metazoa, Arthropoda, Insecta, Coleoptera, Chrysomelidae. Gene Ontology annotation, cellular component: cytosolic small ribosomal subunit; ribosome. The transcript has 4 exons. Bases 664 to 915 code for a protein of 83 amino acids. Gene Ontology annotation, molecular function: structural constituent of ribosome.
AAAUUUGUUCGUGCGUAUUGAACUGUAAGUCCACGGCGCGCGUAUUUUCAAAGAUAAUUUGCGCAUGCGAGCUUUUAUCGAAAAAAUUUCAUUUGUUUUGGAUUAAAAAUGGAUGCCAUAACAUGGAACCUUGCUUUGACCAUCCGAUAGUAGAUGGCAGCUCUGAACUUUUAUAACUAUUGUUCAUUGUAUUGCUGGGAGUAAUUUUUUUUUAUAAUUAGUAUCAAAAAUAAACAAAAAUAUAGAAUACGAUUAUAUCUAUUAUGUUACAAAUUACACUACGAAAUAUGAGAGGUACAAAUAUUUAUAAUAAUAUCUUAAACUAAAUUUAUAUACUUCACUACUUUUAUGAACGAUACCUAUAGUGUGUUAGUUUGUGAUUUAGAAAUAUUAUCAAUUUAAUUGAAUGACUAUUGCAAUGUGUUACGUACUGUAAAAAAUGUAUCUCGUUUAUAUAAAAAAUAUAAACAAACAAUAGUUGCUUGGUUAUAAUAUUAAUUUCAUUUUAUAUUGGAAGUGCUAUAGUAUGUGUUUUAAAUACACAACGAAACGUACUUUUUAUUGACAGUCGACAUACGACGCAAGUUAUUUAUCCCUUUUUGAAGUCUAUAAAGUAAAAAAAACCUUGUUUCUCCAUUUUUUAACAAAAUAAAAGUAUAAAAUAUGGAAAACGACGCUGGAGAAACUGUUGAUUUAUACUGUCCAAGAAAAUGUUCUGCUAGUAAUAGAAUUAUUCACGCUAAAGAUCAUGCUUCGAUCCAACUAACCAUCGCCGAUGUAGACCCAGUAACUGGAAGAAUGACCGAUGGUUCGAAAAGUUACGCUCUUUGUGGAGCUAUCAGAAGAAUGGGAGAAUCAGAUGAUUGUAUCGUAAGGUUAACCAAAAAAGAUGGAAUUCUAGCCAAGAAUUUCUAAUGUCUUAAGACUUUGAUGAAGAAGUUGUUUAUGGAACGAUCUGUAUACUGAUUUCUUCAUUUAAUAAACGUAUUUUUAAAA